AGAUAUUUCAUAAGCUGCUCUAACCAUGGGAGAAAUAGAGCAGAGGCCGACGACAGGAUCUCGACUGGGAGCCCCUGAGAAUUCGGGGAUCAGUACCUUGGAACAUGGACAGAAGCCGCCCCCCACACCGUCAGGAAAACUCAUGUCCAUAAAAAUCCAGAUGCUGGAUGACACCCAGGAGGCGUUUGAAGUGCCACAACGAGCCCCGGGGAAAGUGCUGCUGGAUGCAGUUUGCAAUCACCUCAACCUCGUGGAAGGUGACUAUUUUGGCCUCGAGUUUCCUGACCACAAAAAGAUCACAGUGUGGCUGGAUCUCCUGAAGCCUAUCGUGAAGCAGAUUAGAAGGCCAAAGCAUGUGGUUGUUAAAUUUGUGGUGAAAUUCUUUCCACCUGAUCACGCACAACUCCAAGAAGAACUCACACGGUACCUGUUUGCUCUGCAGGUGAAGCAGGACUUGGCUCAAGGCAGACUGACGUGCAAUGACACCAGCGCCGCUCUCCUGAUCUCACACAUCGUGCAAUCCGAAAUUGGAGAUUUUGAUGAAGCUUUGGACAGAGAGCACUUAGCAAAAAAUAAGUACAUACCUCAGCAAGAUGCGUUAGAAGACAAAAUCGUGGAGUUUCACCAUAACCACAUUGGACAGACACCAGCAGAAUCGGAUUUCCAGCUCCUGGAGAUUGCCCGUCGUCUGGAGAUGUAUGGAAUCCGGUUGCACCCGGCCAAGGACAGGGAAGGUACUAAGAUCAACCUGGCCGUUGCCAACACAGGAAUUCUAGUAUUUCAGGGUUUCACUAAGAUCAAUGCCUUCAACUGGGCGAAGGUGCGGAAGCUAAGCUUCAAGAGGAAGCGUUUUCUCAUCAAGCUCCGCCCUGAUGCAAAUAGCUCUUACCAGGAUACCUUGGAAUUCCUGAUGGCCAGUCGUGACUUCUGCAAGUCCUUCUGGAAAAUCUGCGUGGAGCACCAUGCCUUUUUUAGACUCUUCGAAGAGCCCAAGCCCAAGCCAAAGCCUGUUCUCUUUAGCCGCGGGUCAUCCUUCCGGUUCAGUGGUCGGACUCAGAAGCAGGUUCUCGACUAUGUGAAAGAAGGAGGACAUAAGAAAGUGCAGUUUGAAAGGAAGCACAGCAAGAUCCAUUCCAUCAGGAGCCUUGCCUCGCAGCCUACGGAAGCGAACUCAGAAGUGCCAAAACAGUCUCCACAGAGCACCAACCUUAGGUACAGAGAAGGCGCUGAACCGCCAGGCGGCCAGGCCAACCAGCAAGGAAAGGAACAGAAAGUGUCCACCGAGGAGCCUGGGCCGCAGCCAAGCCCUUCUCAGAGGAAGAGCCCCCUGGGUACCAAGAAGGCCGAUGGAGGCGCCGUGGUGACGAUGGAGGAAGAGGAGGUCGUUAAGGAUAGGACCCAGCAGAGUAAACCGCAGCCCCCGCAGCCAAGCACAGGCUCCCUGACUGGUAGCCCUCACCUUUCAGAACUCUCCGUCAACUCGCAGGGCGGGACUGCACAGGCCUAUGUGACCUUGUCGCCCAACCUGAGCCCCGACGCCAAGCAGGCCUCUCCCUUGGUCAGCCCGCUGCUGAAUGACCAGGUGUGCCCCAGGACGGAUGACGAAGAGGAGGGCCGCAGAAAGAGAUUCCCAACUGACAAAGCAUACUUCAUCGCUAAAGAAGUAUCCACCACUGAGAGGACGUAUCUCAAGGACCUAGAAGUCAUCACUUCGUGGUUUCAGAGCUCAGUGAGCAAAGAGGACUCCAUGCCCGAGACACUGAGAAAUCUCAUCUUCCCCAACUUUGAACCUUUGCACAAGUUUCAUACGAGUUUUCUCAAGGAAAUUGAGCAACGACUUGCCCUGUGGGAAGGCCGCUCAAAUGCCCACAUCCGAGGAGAGUACCAAAGAAUCGGCGACGUCAUGCUGAAGAACAUUCAGGGCAUGAAGCAACUGGCGGUUCACCUGUGGAAGCACAACGAGGCGUUGGAGGGGCUGGAGCACGGGAUCAAGGGCUCGCGGCGGCUGGAGAACUUCUGUCGAGACUUCGAGCUGCAGAAAGUGUGCUACCUGCCCCUCAACACCUUCCUCCUGCGGCCGCUGCACCGGCUCAUGCACUACAAGCAGAUCCUGGAGCGGCUCUGCAAGCACCACCCCCCGAACCACGUGGACUUCAGGGACUGCCGAGCUGCUUUGGCAGAGAUUACGGAAAUGGUGGCACAACUUCACGGUACGAUGAUCAAAAUGGAGAAUUUGCAGAAGCUGCAUGAACUCAAGAAGGAUUUGCUUGGCAUCGACAAUCUCGUGAUUCCAGGAAGGGAGUUCAUCCGCCUGGGAAGCCUCAGCAAGCUCUCUGGGAAGGGGCUGCAGCAGCGCAUGUUUUUCCUGUUCAAUGACGUCCUGCUGUACACCAGCCGAGGGCUGACGGCCUCCAAUCAGUUCAAGGUCCACGGGCAGCUGCCCCUCUACGGCAUGACCAUAGAGCAAAGUGAGGAUGAGUGGGGGGUGCCCCACUGCCUUACCCUCCGGGGCCAGCGCCAGUCCAUCAUCGUGGCCGCCAGCUGUCGGUCAGAGAUGGAAAAGUGGGUUGAGGACAUCCAGAUGGCCAUUGACUUGGCCGAGAAAAGCAGCGGCCCAACCCCUGAGUUACUGGCCAGCAGCCCUCCUGACAAUAAGUCGCCUGAUGAAGGCACGCCCGGUGACCAGGAGUCGGAGGACGACCUCAGUGCGUCCCGCACGUCGCUGGAGCGCCAGGCCCCGCACCGUGGGAACACCAUGGUGCACGUGUGCUGGCACCGCAACACCAGCGUGUCCAUGGUGGACUUCAGCAUCGCCGUGGAGAAUCAGUUAUCUGGGAACCUGCUGAGGAAAUUCAAAAACAGCAACGGGUGGCAGAAGCUGUGGGUGGUGUUCACGAACUUCUGCCUCUUCUUCUACAAAUCACACCAGGACAAUCAUCCUCUCGCCAGCCUGCCUCUGCUAGGAUAUUCGCUCACCAUCCCCUCCGAGUCCGAGAACAUCCACAAAGACUACGUGUUCAAGCUGCAUUUCAAGUCCCACGUGUACUACUUCAGGGCGGAAAGUGAAUACACGUUUGAGAGGUGGAUGGAGGUGAUUCGAAGUGCCACCAGCACGGCUCCGCGUGCCCACAUCUUAAGCCCCAAGGAAUCGCACGUGUACUGAUGGCGGGACGUCCAGCCGUGGCUGCUUUCCAGAAGACAUUUCCUCCAUUCUGUAUUAAUGAAAUCUAGUAAAAUUAACACCUGUCUUAAAAGCAAAAACGUGGUUUCAUAGCAACUC
Messenger RNA from Elephantulus edwardii (Cape elephant shrew), 3280 nucleotides. RefSeq names its product FERM, RhoGEF (ARHGEF) and pleckstrin domain protein 1 (chondrocyte-derived) (gene FARP1). The transcript is spliced from 26 exons. Gene Ontology annotation, cellular component: cytoskeleton. Gene Ontology annotation, molecular function: cytoskeletal protein binding; guanyl-nucleotide exchange factor activity. NCBI's taxonomy places the organism in Eukaryota, Metazoa, Chordata, Mammalia, Macroscelidea, Macroscelididae. The coding region runs from base 26 to 3163 and encodes 1045 amino acids. The record is from RefSeq and is a predicted model, not a curated record.